AACUUAAUUUCUCCAUUGGGUAUUUUUACAUGGACCAUUAUAGAAGGUAUAUCCAUGGUUGCCAUUUUAGGAAAUGGAUUUAUCAUAGUUGUGAGUGGGAACCGAUGGCUCCAAGCCAGGAAGAUGGUCCCUUCUGAUUUUCUCUUGACUAGUUUGAGUAUUUCCAGAGUGUUUUUGCAUGUAACCUUUGGACUUAUCUAUGUUUUGGAAGUCAGCAUUGGUGAAACCUUUAUGUAUACUUUUGCAUGGGAAACUAUAAGCUUUGUCUGGGUAUUUUCUAACAUGGCCAGCUUCUGGUGUGCUUCAUGGCUUAGUGUUUUCUACUGUGUGAAGGUCACCAACUUUGCCAACCGCUUUUUACUCUGGUUCAAGCCAAGGAUCAAUGUGCUCUCAGUUAGACUACUUGGAAUGUCAAUAAGUAGUCUUGUGUUCAUGUCCAUUCCCUUCUUCCAGAGUUACGCUGAAGAAAAAAAGCAGUGCAAUCUGACAAAGAAUCUGCAAGUGAAUGUCAGCAAAAUAGAGGUUUGCAGAGCCUUAUUUUUAAUUUUUCGUCGUUUUCAGUUAAUUGUUGUUUUGAUGAAUUUCAUCAUCAGCAUGAUUGCAACCAUUCUUUUGCUCACCUCUUUGUGGAAACACAUAAGGAAUCUGAAAAAGAGUGAAAUUGGUGCAAAAGACCUAAGUGCUCAGGUCCAUAUUAAUGUCAUGAAGCCUUUGGUGUUUUAUAUUUUCCUCUACCUUUCAUAUUUUGCCGGUGUGCUAAAUUUUGCAAGUCAUUCUGUGCACAAUGUUGAUGCUAUGGAGCGUUUGUCUGACAUCCUUCUUACCAUAUUUCCUGCAACACACACCAUAAUAUUACUUUUGAGCAAUCCAAAACUGAAAGCAUUGUUAGUUCGCACUCUAAAUACAAGACAAAAGGUUGAUCAAGAAAAGGGGCACCAGACAUGCAUUUCUUGUCUCCAAGGAUGA
This is a messenger RNA of Anolis carolinensis (green anole), 966 nucleotides long. RefSeq names its product taste receptor type 2 member 7-like. Lineage: Eukaryota; Metazoa; Chordata; Lepidosauria; Squamata; Anolidae. Gene Ontology annotation, cellular component: membrane. The record is from RefSeq and is a predicted model, not a curated record. The transcript has a single exon. Gene Ontology annotation, molecular function: bitter taste receptor activity; G protein-coupled receptor activity. Gene Ontology annotation, biological process: detection of chemical stimulus involved in sensory perception of bitter taste; sensory perception of taste; G protein-coupled receptor signaling pathway. Bases 55 to 966 code for a protein of 303 amino acids.